AUGGAUGUCAGUCUCCAAUCCGUCGAGAACUUCUACGCGAUAGGCGAUUUUCCAAGCAGACAACAGGAACGGGCUAUCCUCAACGUUCUCAAGGCCACACUUCAGUUCCCGACCACUCCGGAAUGGAAAGCCACAAACCUAGCCGAUGUCCUCGGGUCAGUCUGGGACAUAUUCAUUGGUGUUGUCCGCUGUAUCCCGCCAGACCAUCCUUGGCAGGACAGUCUUCUUCAGACCCUGGACAUCAUCCGCCAUUGGGAGGGUCCAUUUAGUUGGGAUGAGGAUGGAGAUGAGGACCUGACCGAACAAGCCAUCCAGUGGAAGAACCUGAACUCGUUCAUGGCUCGGCUCACGCGUCGCAGCUUCAACUCGGGGAUCAUGUAUGGCCUCUGGGAGAUCAGACGGGCGCUCGAGGAACCGCUAGAGAAAGGGCCCGACAUGGAAUGCUGGCUGUGGGUGGCAAGCGAGUGGAUGAUCCAGUGCGCAGACGUCUCGGCCGGCUGGAUGGCCCCGGAGGAGGAGGUUGGCGAGGACAUGCUCCGGAUUCACAAGGGGGGCUCGCUGUGCAAGGACAUAGACCCGCUGGGCAUCGAGAGGUGGGAGUUUUGGAAGGAACGGUUUGCUUCAUUUGCUGCAGAUGCUGAAAACCUGCAGCUUGAUGAUGCCAUCCUGGGGCGGAUCGCAGAGGCUUUGGAGACCAUGCGUGUGGUCGAAGAGUCGGGCGAAGCCGUCGACGAUGACCGCAUGGUAUCAGAUUUUACGGAGAGCGGGGAGCCGAGGGAAAAGAGCGGAGAGUUAAGAGAGGAGAGCUGGGUGCACGUGAGCGCAGAGCAGGAGAGCCGGGAGCAGGAUGGUAGAGGGCAGGAGAGCGACCAGGCGGAGAGCCAGGGCCAGGAGGAGAGCCAGGGCCAGGAAAACCGGGGACAGGAGAGCCGUCACCAGGAUGACGGAGAGCAGGAGAGCCUGGAGGGAGAAUCAAAUAAGCUGCCGCUCUUCGAGGCUAUUGCCGGCCAUGAACCAGAGUCUACAGCCGUCGUACACUCAUUAUCCGGGAGGAGAUUCAAGUACGGGGAACUGUUGGGGGAUGUCGCGCGGACGAGAGACCAGCUCUUGUCCGCGACGGGCAAGACGAGCCUCAACGGCGAGCGCAUCGCCUUCUUGGUAGAGAACAGUUACGAUUACGUCGUGACACUACUCGCCGCCUUCGCCGCUCGAUCCCUUGCCGUUCCCCUCUCGCCAGCCUUCCCCGCCGCCGAGUUACAGUACAUAAUCAACCAAAGCCAGGCAGCGAUUGUCGUCAAUUCAGCCAAAUUCGCCGGCAGAGCUCGCGACGUGCUUGCGACUGGCUUGGAAUACCAACCGGCGCAGUUGGAAAUCCGAAAACACCUCGGCGGCGGCCCCCAUGAGAAGAUCGAGCUGGAAGAUGUCGAUUUCGGAGGUGCGGGCAUGAUGCUCUAUACGUCGGGAACGACGAACCGACCGAAAGGCGUCCUAUUACCCCAAUCUGUCUUGACAGCGCAGGCCCGCUCGCUCAUCGAAGCCUGGGAAUACUCCUCGCGAGACCACCUCCUCCAUGUCCUCCCGCUCCACCACAUCCACGGCACCGUCAACGCCCUCCUGACACCCCUCUUCGCCGGCAGCGCCAUAGAGUUCCUCUUCCCCUUCAAUCCGUCUGUCGUAUGGUCCCGACUCGCCGCACCUCUCGUCGCAUCCCCUCAGCCGAACAAUAAGAACAACAACAACGACAGCAACGACAGCAAUACCACCCCACCGAAAGAGAAAAUCACCUUCUUCACCGUCGUCCCAACCGUCUACUCCCGCCUCCUCAGCUCACACAAGGACCUCCCCCCCGACCUAUCCGAAGCAGCCCGCGACGCCGUCUCCCCCACCCACAUGCGCCUCGCCAUCUCCGGCUCCGCCGCCCUCCCCACCCCCAUCAAAGACGCCUGGCGCCGCCUCUCCCGCGGCACCGUCCUCCUCGAACGCUACGGCAUGACCGAGGUAGGCAUGGCCCUCUCCUGCGGCCUCCGCGUCGCCGACCGCGUCGACGCCUCCGUCGGCUGGCCCCUCCCGGGCGUCCAAGCCCGCCUCGCCGACCUCGACACGGGCGCCAUCCUCCCCGAGGGUCCCGAGGGCCGCGACCGCCCCGGCGAGAUCCAGCUCCGCGGGCCCACCAUCUUCAAAGAGUACUGGCGCAACCCGGCCGCCACGGCCAAGGAAUUCGUCCCAGACGACGAGAGCCCCACCAACAGAAACGGCACCGGAAACGAAAGCCAGAACACCCAACGCGACGCCGGCCGCUGGUUCCGCACCGGCGACGUCGCGGUCCGUCGAGCCGUCUCGGGCGCAGGCGCAGGCGCAGGCCAGCCGGGAGGGGAGGGAGGCGCCCAGCCCUGGGCGAAGGGGGACAUGUACUUCAUCCUCGGCCGGAAGAGCGCCGACAUCAUCAAGACGGGCGGGGAGAAGGUCAGCGCGCUCGAAGUCGAGCGGGAGCUGCUCUCCCUCGACGAGGUAUCCGAGGCGGCCGUCGUCGCCGUGCCCUCGGGGAAAUGGGGCCAGAAGGUCGGCGCCGUGGUCAUCUUGAACCGCGACGUCGUGCCCGAGGGCGCGCGGUGGUCGCCCAUGGACAUGCGGAGGGCGUUGCGGCACCGGUUGGCGAAUUACAAGAUCCCGCAGGUCCUGAGGGUCGUCGACCAUAUCCCGCGGAAUGCCAUGGGGAAGAUUAACAAGAAGGAGCUGGUCAAGGAGGUGUUUGCCGAUCAUUUUAGCGAGGACGAGCUGUGA
Sodiomyces alkalinus F11 is the source of this 2781-nucleotide messenger RNA. Its product is annotated as acetyl-CoA synthetase-like protein. Lineage: Eukaryota; Fungi; Ascomycota; Sordariomycetes; Glomerellales; Plectosphaerellaceae. The transcript is spliced from 6 exons. Gene Ontology annotation, molecular function: medium-chain fatty acid-CoA ligase activity. The coding region runs from base 1 to 2781 and encodes 926 amino acids. The record is from RefSeq and is a predicted model, not a curated record. Gene Ontology annotation, biological process: fatty acid metabolic process.